Nasonia vitripennis (jewel wasp) is the source of this 6346-nucleotide messenger RNA. RefSeq names its product cilia- and flagella-associated protein 44. The record is from RefSeq and is a predicted model, not a curated record. The transcript is spliced from 30 exons. The coding region runs from base 71 to 6100 and encodes 2009 amino acids. NCBI's taxonomy places the organism in Eukaryota, Metazoa, Arthropoda, Insecta, Hymenoptera, Pteromalidae. Gene Ontology annotation, molecular function: protein binding.
CUUGCAGGUCUAGUAGUGCGAGUAUCGUGAAUAAAAAAAUACUAAUACCAUUUACACAUCAACUGCAGAAAUGGCGGGAGAAGAAGGCGAAUCAAGAGUAUCCGAGGAGGGUUUUGAAAAUGAAUCCGCAGGCUCGACGACUACAAUAUUUUACAAUUCCGAAGACUACGUGUCCAAGCCAAAACGUUCUGAUGGUGGAACCGUAGCUUACAACAUUUUGGAAUUUCACCAUUCGUUUGGUUAUGAUUGUCGAAAGCGUUUCAAUCUCUGCGUCGCGGAUCCUGAAACCUUGAUAUUUGCCUCCGGCAAUUUAAUACACUUUUUGAAUUUAUCAGAGAAUAAAAUAAGUUUCAGAAGAUGUUCCACUGGCGGCGGUAUUGGGCAUAUCACAAAAAAUCCAACGUUCAAUCACAUCGCAAUCGGCGAAAACGGAGUAAAUCCGCCGAUUAUUAUUUACGAGUGGCCCAGUAUGGAAAUCGUAACGGUUUUGCGCCAAGGAACUACGCGAUCUUACUCUCAUUUGCGGUACAGUCCCGAUGGUUUGCAAUUGGUAUCACAAGGCGGCGAUCCAGAUUACCUAAUUACCGUGUGGGAUUGGCAGCGGUCUAAGAUCGCUUUGCAGUGCAAGUCUCACGGUCAAGAUGUUUUCAACGUUGUCUUCUCUUCCACGAUGCCGGAACACAUGACCUCGUGCGGCUCCGGGCAUAUUAAAUCCUGGAAAAUGUCCAAGACAUUCACCGGUCUCAAAUUGCAGGGUGAACUCGGAAGAUUCGGGAAGACGGAAAUUUCGGAUAUAGUCGGCGUCUAUCCGAUGCCCGAUGAAAAGAUCAUUUCAGGAUGCGAGUGGGGCAACAUCUUGGUUUGGGACGAGGGUUUGAUAAAGAUCGAAGUGUGCAGGAAAAAGAACAGACCGUGCCAUUCAAGCUACAUAUCGCAAUUCGAAUACAUAAACGGGGAGCUCAUUUCCGUUGGUACCGAUGGCUUCAUUCACGUCUGGUAUUACGAGACGAUCGACCAGGCAGAGCCAUCGGAAGACACUCAUUUGGUGGAGGUCGAGCCAAUUUACGAAUUGAGUAUCGGUGCUCAAACAGACGGCAAAAGCUUAUCCAGAACAGCCAUGCUUAUGCAAAUUCAAAAGAAGGAUCCAAGCGAUCCCGAUAAUAGUCAUUGGUAUGCUCAGGACGGAAACGGCGGAAUAUGGUUGAUCGACUUAUCCACCCUGCAAACACCGAAACCAUCGCAGAGACUUCUGACUUGUCACGCCGGUUCGAUCGUGGACAUGGAUGUGGCCGAUUGGGGCCCUUACGUCGCAACCAUUGGUCAAGACGGCUGCGUGCACCUUUACGAUUAUCAGAAAAAAAAUUUAGUCUUAACUCAUCAAUUUCGCGACAACGGCUGCUGCAUUAUUUGGCUGCCUUGUUCGGUUGAACCAAGCGGUACCACAGUGGUUUGUGCUUUCGAAACAGGGGUGAUUCGAAUGAUUAGCAUAAAUUUGCAAAAUUUAAAUCAAAAAGUGAAAGACGGGAGGGUUAAGUUAACACAAGCUUUGAAGCCGCAUACUAUGAAAAUAACUCGCAUGUCGAUGAAUUCACUAAAUAGUUUACUGGUAACCGGAAGCGAGGACCUGACUCUUUUCGUGUUCCACAUUCAAGUUCAAGAAUCUUACCCUGAAUUAGUACCGAUCGGAUACGUAGAAGUACCUUCGUGCGUAACGUUUAUAACUUGGAAGCCAAAUUUCAUAAGUACAAUACUUGUUGGUUGCUCGAGAGGCGAGUGCGUACAAGUGGAUCUUCCGACAGAACCGCAGACUUACACUACGGUCUCUUAUAAAUUGUCCAAAUGUAAACCAAUGAUUUUUAAAUUUGAAUCCGUGAAAUCAAGCAUAAUAAGAGAAAAUGUGCGAUUGGAAAACGAAGCGAGGAGACAGCAAAAAAUUGCCGAAAAAAAGGAAGAGUUGAGGCAGAUGAAAGUAGCAAAUCCUGCAUUGGAAAUCGAUGAAAUUUUUUGCAUAGAAGCAGAUUUAGAAGAAGAUCAUCCACUACCUGAAAUUUAUGUGCCCGAAGUUCCAAAUAGCGUAUUGAUUGCAUUUUAUACUACCAAAGACACUAUCUUACUGUCGAUGUCUGGCUACGAUGCUGGAUACGUGUACGAAUAUACGAUCCCGGAGCCCGACAAAGAAGCUGCCUAUGUUAGAAGUAAUUUAGUUAUUGACUGCGAUGACGAGGAAAUAAGGAGUUUCUUAUUUUACAAUGAACGAAAAUACAUCAUUUUCGGUAUAGAAAAGGGUGAAAUUCGCGUAUGCAAAAUCAAUUCGCAUGACGAAUCAGAUUUUUCUGAUUACUGGACUCUAACUAUGCACGACAAUUUCAACGGUUGUAUACCGAGUAUGCGAUUGAGUUACGAUAAAAAAAUGUUGCUCACUUGCGGCCAUGAUGGAAAUAUUUUUUCUUUCAUCAUUAACGACGAGUCGUUCGAACCAGAAAAACAAACACUCGACGUGAAAUCGACUGCUCAAAUUCCUGCACUCGAUUUUGUCGAUAUCGAGGAUUUAGAUCAUCCGAGUUUAGAACAAGUAAUUAUCCAAGCUGAAAAUAACCGUAUAAUGGCUGAGGCGAAAAAUGAAAAGGAUAAAACCAUGGCUACUUUACGCGAAUUAACAGAAGAAUAUAAUUUUAUUCUGAAGAGAAAUAAUAGUUUACCAAUAUCUCAGAGACUAACCGACGAGGAAUUAGAGCUCGACCCGAGAAUAACAGCUGAUUUGAAGCAGCAACUACAGGCGGAAAUGGAUAUCGUGCAUAAAAAAUUAGCUUACAAUGCAGAAAAGUGCAAACUUAGGCUAAAAAAGCUUAUGGAUCACUUUAUCGAGCCAAUCACCUGCUUACCGUUUGCGGUCAAGAAAAUACUAAAACCCAAUGCGAUGGUUUAUUCCUUACGAGAGCUUAAAUUAACCGGUGAUUAUGCAAUUGAACGAGUCGACACUGCCAGAAAGUUUGAAGAUCUUUGUCAGGAUGAUAGAAUGAAACGCGCUGACGAUCAACAAAGUGUAUCAGUUAACGAAUCUUCAAGAAUUGGAAUGGACUUGAAUGACGAGAAUGCUGACGAGGGCCCCCCGAAACUCCACGGGAUGGAAAGUUUUUUAAAAGGCUUGAGUCCCCGAACCGUACAAUUUCAAUUGGGUGACGAGAUCAAUCAAAUGCUAAAAAAAUAUCGUGCUCUCAAAGCUAAAUUAGAAGAACAAGAAGAAGAGUGGAAAAUUUUGCAAUCGCAGAGACCGGAUCCUAAAGCUAUCAAUCCAGAGGACGAACGUGCUAUAGAACACGCUAAAGCCACUAUUGGAGAUUAUAAGCUAAAAGCGUCUUUGAAUUUAGACGAGAAUUUAGACAGACGCCCGACUGUUCGAAAGAAAUACAAACAAAUCAUUGACUGUCGGAGAAGGAUUCAUUUUCGUCGAGAAGACUUCAACGACAAACUGAGAAAUUUGAGAACGAAAAAAGUCGAAUUGCAAAAAGAAGUAGAACAGCUUAUAAAAAAAUUGAAAAAUAUUCACGCCGAAUUACCCGACAAGUGGAUACAACCCUUACCCGAUCCUCCGAUUUUCGAUUACGACAUCGAGUUUCCAGAAAAGAAUCUAGAGCUGGAAAGCUACACCUCAAUGGCAGAGCGCGUCAAAGAGAUGAAAAAGAAAAGGCAAUCUGUCAUGCUGGACUUACCCGUUGAAGAUUUCGAUGAGGAGUACGAGAUCCUACUAAUGGACGAGACGCGCUUUCAACCAGGAAAAUCUCUUAACGUCAUCGGGGACGAAAUGAGAAAGAAUAAAUUCCCGGAGGAGAUGCGAGCGAUUCGCGUCACUGUGUCCCCCGACGUUUUAGCUGCGCUCGAGCGAGCGGAAAAAGUCGACAGUAAACUAGAGCGAGAGAUGAAGCGCGUACGCGCCGCGAGAAAGACUCACGAGCAAGAGGAAAUACUACGCCACAUCCGUAAAAGUUACGAAGCCUUUGACGAGGAGCUUGACGAGCUCGAAAAGGAGAGGCUCGAAAUCGUUUACGAAAGCGUUUACAUGGAUUUGUAUCUGCUAACUAUGCACCAAGAGCUAAUCGUCCUUAAAAGAUUCGAGGGUAUGGAAAAUGAACUUUCCCAGAAAGUCGAAGAUAAAUCGAAGACGAAAGCGGCCGCCAAGAGCAAAGUGAAAAAAUUGUCGGCUAGAAUCGAAGAAAAGAAUCAUCACAUCACUAAGCUCCAAGAGAAGAUUCGCGAUAAUUUGGUGCGAUAUUUGCAUUCCAUAAGCGAGGACAAAUAUUACCAUUUCCUCAAGAGGAUUUGCAAGAAAAAGUACAAACCUCCAAAGGCAGAUGACGCCUCCUCUUCGUCGGAUUCUUCUUCUUCGGAGAGUAGUUCCGAUGACGGAGCCGACGACGACAGUGCGAGUGACGAUAGCCGCAACGUGGGGCUACUUCAUCUGGACGAAAGCGUUUGCCCGGAAGGCUGCGAUCGCGAUCUCUACGACGACGCUUUUGCCAUACGUGAGAAGCGAUACGAAAUGGAGCAACGUAUCAGGGAUGAGCAGAGGAUCAUCGAGACUCUGCAGAAGGAUCUCGAGUUGCAAAAGAAGAAAAUGAAAACGAUCGAGAUCGAGCUGAAAACCGAUCGCGAGAAGCUGGACGCUUUUCUGCGGGAAAAACAGCGUCAAUUGAACGAUAUAGACGUUACCAUAAUACUGAAAUUGCAUCAGCUGCAAUGCUUUACGGACGCGGACAAGGCCGAAAAUAUUCAGAAUUGCAUUGUCUUCGAUAAAACGAGACUGUCCCAACUGUAUGCGAGAGUCGGCGAACUGCAACAAGAGACCGCGGACCAACUCACGAAACACAAAAACGAUAAAGUACAUCUACAAAAAAUCAAGAGUGACUGCGAAUCGAUGAAAAAGGAGCUGGAAUCUUUAAAAAAGGAAAUAAAGAAAGAAAUGGAGCAGAAAUUCGGUCAGCAAGUAUCUUUGGUAACUUUGUACGAAGCCGUUUUGAGAAGGCUAAUAUACGACAUCAAGGCCAAUACUGGUUCCAUGAUCAAGUUUUAUGACGAAAAAAUCAAAAGCGUCAAGCAAGAAUAUAAGCAACAACUCCAAGUUUUGAAAAAUUUGAUUCAAGACAAUACCGAAAAAUUGAGUUUCCUAACAGUUUUGGAAGAAGAGUUGCUGAAGCUUCGUAAAACUUUGAAUGUCAAACCAGUCUCUGAAGAAGAAAUAAAUAGAUUAGAAUCGCAGUACGAAGCUGAUUUGGCUAGGCUCAAAAGCGUGCUGAGGAAUCAGAAAAAGCAAAAAGAAUGGAUCUGCAGAGAUAUCAGGAGCUUGAGUAACAAAUCGAAAAAUCUACUACCAUUGGAUCAAUCCAAAUUAGGCACAAGUACUGAUAAGCGUAGACCUACUUUAACUUUGUUCGACGGUACCGACAAAGAUGUAUUCAAGUAUCAAAUGCAAGAAAACUACUCUAAAGACGAUACGUCCACUAGUGAUGGGGCCAGAGAACUUUUGAUGGAAGACAGCGAUUAUUACAAGAAAAUUAUCGCGGUACGACAUCUGUUGACACAAAUUACUACGUCAGACGAUGUGAAUGUUCGGGAAACUAUUGAAAAAAUGUUGCGAGAAAUUUCGGAAAACUUGCAAAAUGCUGGCUACUCAGAAGAGCAGAUUCAUAAAAAUAUCAACGAUAUAAUGAAAAUAUCGCACGACGGCCAAGACUCUUACCAAGUUUCAAAUAAAGAUUACACUAUAGAAAGUCUUAGCGAUAUAAUUUAUCGAUACAGCACGGAAUUGAGAGAAUCUGUUGUAGUGCAAGAAAUAAAGCAAGAAGUUCGCGACAACUUGGAAGAUCUUUUUUCAAAUGUGGGGAUUCAAAAUGACAGAGACCACAUAGCACAAGGCGUAGUGACAAAACUCAAGGCCACCAGAAGUAUUAGUUCUGCAUUGACUUAUCUACUGCAACAGUUACCUUUGGAUACUGACAGUGGUACAAAAGCAGCUCUUCGUAAACACAUAAGACAAUCUUUGAUAGAAAUAAUGAAACAUAUUGAAAUUGAAUUAGGGACAAUAAAAACGACAGAAGAGUUUUGAAUGAUUUCUAUAUGUACGCAAACUUGAUUUCAUUAAAUAAGACCUUAUUAUUUAAUAACAAGACUGUACCUAUAUUAGUAUAUUACCGACCAAAAGUGAAAACAUUAAAUAUUUAUUAAGUUCUCAGUCAAAUGUGCUAUACUUGAAUACUUUUAAUAUAAACAAUUUAAUAAUAAUUAUGUGGACUUUUACGAGUAAAAAUCUGAAAUAACUCUGACCUCAGUCAAAAAAUUUUCAGAGUCAUUA